This is a messenger RNA of Meleagris gallopavo (turkey), 1666 nucleotides long. It is a transcript of the gene ZPR1, whose product is annotated as ZPR1 zinc finger. Gene Ontology annotation, cellular component: nucleus. NCBI's taxonomy places the organism in Eukaryota, Metazoa, Chordata, Aves, Galliformes, Phasianidae. Gene Ontology annotation, molecular function: zinc ion binding. The record is from RefSeq and is a predicted model, not a curated record.
UUUUCACACGUCACGUGAUCCGUUCUCGUCACGAACCUUCUCCGUCACGUGACCGGCCCCCGUCACGUGGUCGCGCGGUGCGCAGGCGCGUUGGGAGCGGCCCGGCCAACAUGUCGGCGCUAGGCGCGGUGGAGGCGGCCGGUGCUGGGGGGGCUGCCCUGUUCCGGCCCCUCAGCGCCGAGGAUGGCGAGCAGCAGCCGGCGGAGAUCGAGUCCCUGUGCAUGAACUGCUACCGCAACGGAGUGACGCGGCUCCUGCUGACCAGGAUCCCCUUCUUCAAAGAGAUCAUCGUCAGCUCCUUCACCUGUGAGAGCUGCUCCUGGUCCAACACCGAGAUCCAGUCGGCGGGCCGCAUCCAGGAGCAGGGCGUGCGUUGUGCCCUGGCCGUGGCCUCCCGGCAGGAUAUGGACAGGGAGAUUGUGAAGACUGACUGUGCCACUAUUCGAAUUCCAGAGCUGGACUUUGAGAUCCCUGCCUUCUCCCAGAAGGGAGUUCUUACCACCAUUGAAGGCAUAAUUGACAGAGCUGUUAUGGGUCUGGAGCAGGACCAGCCUGUCCGCAGGGCAACAGACAAAGAGGUGGCAAGUAAAAUAGAUGACUUCAUUAGUAAGUUAAAGCAGCUGAAAGAAGUACAUUCCCCUUUCACAUUCAUCAUAGAUGAUCCUUCAGGGAACAGCUUUGUGGAGAAUCCCCAUGCGCCUCAGAAAGAUGAAGCUCUUGUAGUCACUUAUUAUAAGCGGACUCCCCAGCAGGCUGCUAUGUUGGGUCUUGAGGAAGAGGAAUUGGAUGAGAAGCCAGCUGAUUCUGCAGAGGAUCUGAGGAACGAGGUACUGCAGUUCAACACCAACUGUCCUGAGUGCAAUGCUCCAGCUAACACAAACAUGAAGCUAGUGCAAAUCCCACACUUCAAGGAAGUGAUUAUCAUGGCCACAAACUGUGACUCCUGUGGGCACAGAACAAAUGAGGUGAAGUCUGGAGGAGCAAUUGAACCCCGAGGCACCAGGAUUACCUUUAGAAUUACAGAUCCUUCAGACAUGACGAGAGACAUCCUAAAGUCAGAAACGUGCAGCGUGGAGAUUCCAGAGUUGGAGUUUGAGCUGGGAAUGGGAGCACUGGGAGGGAAAUUCACCACUCUGGAAGGGUUGCUGAAAGAUAUCAAAGACUUGGUUGAGAGAAACCCAUUCACUUUGGGGGACAGCUCUACUCCAAGCAAAACGGAAAAGCUGCAGGAGUUCAUUGGCAGAUUGCAGGAGAUAAUAGAAGGGAAGACAAAGGCUGUCUUUGUAAUGGAUGACCCCGCAGGCAACAGCUAUCUUCAGAACGUGUACGCCCCAGAGGAGGACCCGGAGCUGAAGGUGGAGCACUACGAACGCACGUUUGAGCAGAACGAAGACCUGGGCCUCAACGACAUGAAGACUGAGGGCUAUGAGACAGCGCCGGCCUCGGGCCGAUAGCAGCACAGUGCAAAGCAGCCCCUCUGUGCUCUGAGGAGCAGAACUCAUUCCUUCCCGUGCUGCUGGAAGCGACUCGCAGGCCUGAAGAGCCAGAACUUCCCGGUGGGGGGCAGUCUGGGGACGAGGGGUUAUUUAAAAGCUGUUUGUGCGGCUUCUGGAUUGCGGGGCUGCGGGCGCUGUGCCGCACGCCAAUAAAGCGUUCUCAGCAUGCA